AUGGGGAAAGAGUUUGGAAAUAUGGAGCCAGCUGAGAGCUCUGCCCCUAAAAGUCCAGUUGGACUGGGGGCAGGUGGUUUCUUUGAUUCCGCACAUCUAUUUGCACAUCCCUUGUUUGCUGCCGCAGCAGCCGCCGCCCACCCGUCUACCAGUCAAGAUCAGUUUUCCAUGACACACAUGCCCAGUGCCUUCUCCAUGUUUGGGGCACACCCAGCCUUCUCCUCUCAUCUCAUGGGGGCAGAGUUUGGAGGACUUGGGUCGCUAAGGGCAACUGCUUCUUCCCUAGGUGCUUCCGCUUCAGUCCCGGGAUGGCCAUUUGAGGCCAGUGCUCAGUUGUAUAACCUGGCAAAUUUAGGUGAUUACUUCAACCAUAUUUCUACUGAAACUUCAACAAUCAUGCUUUCCUUUUUCUUUUUUGUAGCAAGCUGA
Lytechinus pictus (painted urchin) is the source of this 429-nucleotide messenger RNA. RefSeq lists its product as uncharacterized. Bases 1 to 429 code for a protein of 142 amino acids. The record is from RefSeq and is a predicted model, not a curated record. The transcript has 4 exons. NCBI's taxonomy places the organism in Eukaryota, Metazoa, Echinodermata, Echinoidea, Temnopleuroida, Toxopneustidae.